Molecule: messenger RNA, 2574 nt
Organism: Pistacia vera
Lineage: Eukaryota; Viridiplantae; Streptophyta; Magnoliopsida; Sapindales; Anacardiaceae
Product: late blight resistance protein R1-A-like
Exons: 5
Coding region: 1-2574 (857 amino acids)
Biological process (GO): defense response to fungus
Molecular function (GO): DNA binding; ADP binding
Source: RefSeq, a predicted model, not a curated record
AUGCAGACCCAAGGAGCGGAGGUUGAGGCGAAGGCUGUUAAAUGGGCUAUUCAGUCCAUCUACACUUUGCGGCCGAAGAAUCUGUAUCUUGACAUGUCUGACCUGCUAGAGGAAUGGCGAGAGAUGCUCUUAUCUGUGGCACAACUCGAUGCCCAAGGAGUUGGCCUAGGAAAGAGUUCGGGACGACCCUCAGAGCCUACAGCCGACCAGCCAUCAUAUGAAGGUGUUGGAUCAUUUGAUGAAGAUUAUAGUGGGGGUGAGAGUGAGGCUCCUGAAUGUUCCCUUACUCCACCCGUGGACCGUGAGCUUAAUGACAAACUCUUUCAUAAAUAUGGUGGUUAUAUUAGCACCUUGAAGCAUGAGUUUUCUAAGAAGAAGAAAAAGGGAAAACUACCGAAAGAAGCCAGGCAAUUCUUGUUUGAUUGGUGGAGUGUCCACAACAAAUGGCCCUAUCUGACGUUACCAUCUCUGAUCAUGGCUGAAGCAAUUGUUUCCGCUGUCUUGAGGCAUCUGGGUUCAAUCAUUGCUCAAGAAAUACAACAAGAAGUGAAGCUAGUUGUUGGUGUCGACAAAGAAGUCAAAAAGCUUAGGAGCAAUCUUGAAGCUAUUGAAGCUGUGCUCGUUGAUGUAGAGGAAAGACAAAUGAAGAAGAAAACUAUAAGUCUUUGGUUAGAUCAGCUCAAACACGCAUCCUACGACAUUGAAGAUGUGUUGGAUGAGUGGAACUAUGCCAUGUUGAAACUGCAAAUUGAGAGACCUGAAGAUGAUGCUGUUCCUAAGAAGGUGUGUUUCUCCUUUCCCUCCUCUUGCUUUUCUUUCAAACAAGUUAGUUUACAUCAUGACAUUGCAAUGAAGAUAAAAGAUGUAACUGAAAAUCUAGAUGACAUUGCGAAACAAAAAGAUAAGUAUGCUUUUAACACGAUUAGAAGCGUUGAAAAGUCAGAACGACUACAAAGCACCUCAUUUGUUGAUGUGUCUGAGUUAUGUGGUCGAGUUGACGAUAAGAAUAGUUUAGUACGUAAGUUAUGUGAUAGUAGUGAAGAACACCUUCCUGUCAUCCCUAUUAUAGAGAUGGGAGGAAUUGGUAAAACCACUCUUGCUCAAUUUUCAUAUAAAGACAAUGAGGUGAUAAACAAUUUUGAGAAAAAAAUAUGGGUAUGUGUAUCUGAGCCUUUUGAUGAGUAUAGGAUUGCUAGAGCAAUUAUUGAGGCUUUAGAAAGUUUUGCUUCGAAUGUAGUUGAAUACGAAUCACUUCUUCAACAUAUUAGUAAAUCUAUUGUGAGAAAGAAAUAUCUUUUGGUCUUAGAUGAUGUGUGGAACGAGGAUUACAAAAAAUGGGAACCGUUGUAUCAUUGCUUGAAGAAUGGUCUUCAUGGAAGUAAAAUUUUGAUUACCACACGUAAGGAAUUGGUUGCACGUAUGAUGGGAUCAAUUGAUAUUAUCAAUGUUAAGGAGUUGCUUGAAGAAGAUUGUUGGUUGUUGUUUAGACAAUUAGCAUUUUUUGGUAUGUCUCAAGAGGAGUGUAAAAAAUUUGAAGAGAUUGGUAGGCUAAUUUUAAGGAAGUGCAAGGGUUUGCCUCUUGCUGUUAAAUUGACUCCUAAUAUCUUACCAAAAUUAUUUGAUGAAUUGACAUCUUUAAAGGCGUUAACCAUAGCUCCAUCGUGGCGGCAUGUAGAUGUGAUUGAGUACAUUCCUAAAGAGGUUGGAAAAUUGAUACAUUUGAGAGAAUUGGAAGAAUUACCUCAAGGGAUUGGAAAAUUAAUAGAACUAAGGCAUCUUGAGAAUUAUGGGACCACGUCAUUAAGAAAAAUCCCAAUAGGAAUUCAAAGAUUGAGUAAUCUCCGAAUCUUAAGGGAAUUCGUGUUAAGUGGUGGUGGUGGUAGUGAUAAUAAAACAUGUAGCCUUGAAGGUUUGAAAUACCUUAACCUCUUUGAAGAGUUGUAUAUAAGAGGACUGGGAAAUAUAUCAGAUGUGAACAAGGUUAAAAGAUCAAAAAUUAAGAACCAGAAAAAUCUCCUUCAUUUGACUUUAGAUUUUAGAAAAGAUGAACGAGAGAGGACAAAUGAAGAUGAUGAAGCACUUCUUGAAAUCCUACAACCAUCUUUAAAUUUGGAGAAAUUACGGCUAGAUAAAUACAGAGGCAACACUAUUAUGCCCAACUGGAUGAUGUCCUUAACCAACCUCAGUCACUUAACACUCCGUAACUGCAUAAACUGUAAGCAUUUGUCUUCCUUGGGAAAAUUGCCAUCCCUUGAAUCGUUUUCAAUAUGGGCGAUGAAGAGUGUGAAAAGAGUGAGUAAUGAAUUUUUGGGAAUUGAAAGUGAUGGCACAUCAUCUUCUUUUAUUUUCUUCCCCAAAUUGAAAACUCUCACUUUUCAGUAUAUGGAUGAAUGGGAGGAGUGGGAUUAUGAGACUACAAGAAAUAGAGAAGAAGAUGAUAUUACAAUCAUGCCAUCUCUGGUUUCCUUGUCAAUUUAUAACUGCUCCAAACUGAAGGCACUACCAAACCACCUUGAUCAGAAUACGACACUGAAAAAAGAUAUCUCUCGUUGCCCUCUGCUACACUACGGUUGA